AUUUUGAGAGCCAUGCGAGUGAUGUAAAUGACCGAGAAGCAAGUGACACCAUGAAGGGGCGAGCCAGCCACACAGUAAAAGGACUCAAACAGUACAAGAUGGUCCUUUUCAUUCAUCUUCUUCUGGACAUUCUCAGUGAGCUGAAAGACCUGAGCCUUCUCUUUCAGAGGGAAGGGCUGACACUACAAAUGGUUUCAGAUGGGCUACAGAAAACUACCUUGGCUCUUGUAGCCAUGCAGACAGUUCCAGGCCAACAUCUACAGGAACUUCUGGAUGAAGUGGGACCCUUUCCUGGGAACACCUUCUCUACUGUGCAGCUCAACAGGAAACGGGUGGAUGAUGAUGACUUCGACAAAGUAAAACAUAAACUUAUAAAUGCCCUCUGUGACUAUGUCACGACACGGUUUGGGAGCCUUAAUGAUGGGGUGUUUAAAGCUGCUGCCACCCUGUUUGACCUUUGCAACUGGCCCGAGCACACCACUGACCUGGCUACUUUUGGCUUGACUGAUCUUGAGACUUUUGUCACUCACUUUCAGAAAAUCCUUGAAGCAUGCACAGAGUUCAAAUCCAUUCAAGAAACCAAACAGGAGUGGCUUGAACUCAAGGUACUUGUGCAUCGACACUUCAAACACCUUGAGCCUCAGGUGUUGUGGCAGAGGCUUCUGCAAGGUGCUGUGGGGAGGCCUGAUCAGUUUCCCCACAUGAAGUUGAUUGUGGAGAUAAUGCUUGUGUUCCCAAUGUCAACUUCUUGCUGUGAGCGAGGCUUCUCCUGCAUGAAAAGGAUAAAGUCUGACUGGAGGGGAUCACUGUCAAACACAACGCUGAAUAGUCUCCUCCACAUCUCGCUACAUGGCCCAGAGGUUGAAGACUAUAAUUCAGAAAAGGCACUCACAAAGUGGUGGCAAAGUAGUCUCCGAAGCCGACGACCAAUGUUCAAAGAUAGUGUGUGAGAGACACUGUAUUUGAUGGGUUACAGAGGGCAGCAGUUCAGUUCUGACAUCGCUAUAUGAUGUUUUUGCUUUGUUAAGUGUUUCAUGUAUUGUGUAUGGGGGAUUGUGUAUGUAUGUGAGAGAGGGCCAAGUGUGUGAGUGAGUAAAGUGUGUGUGUGAGAGGAAGGUCAGUUGUGUAGGAGGGACAGGAGUGCAUAGUGUACAUGUGAGAGGGGUUGUGUGUGUGUUUGUGUGUGAGUGAGAGGAUAUGGGGGGUGGCAGAAAAUUAAUGUUAAUGAGAUGUUCAUGAGAUGU
This is a messenger RNA of Alosa sapidissima (American shad), 1244 nucleotides long. Its product is annotated as zinc finger protein 862-like. The transcript has 2 exons. Lineage: Eukaryota; Metazoa; Chordata; Actinopteri; Clupeiformes; Clupeidae. The record is from RefSeq and is a predicted model, not a curated record. The coding region runs from base 51 to 950 and encodes 299 amino acids.